This is a messenger RNA of Dermatophagoides farinae (American house dust mite), 1269 nucleotides long. NCBI's taxonomy places the organism in Eukaryota, Metazoa, Arthropoda, Arachnida, Sarcoptiformes, Pyroglyphidae. The record is from RefSeq and is a predicted model, not a curated record.
AUUGGCUAUGUCAAUGUUGAAAAAUAGUGGUAGUGGACCCAGAUCGAAGUUUCCAAAUCCAAAAUUCGCAAACAAAAGAGAUGGAAAAAAAUUUGAAAUUAAAAACGACUAUUGCCACAAAGCCGGCGCUCCUCAUGUGCAAACAGUGAUAAACACGAAACAUGGCCAAAACUGCAAGAAAAAUUGUUCCAUCACCAGAUAAAAAGAAUGUAAAAAAUGAAAUCAAAAAUAUUGGCCAAAAAGUUGGUGGUCGAAUAAUGAAAAAUAAAGCGAAAAAACAACCAAAAUUCAAAACCGAAAAAAAUGAAUCUAUCAACGACGACAACGUUGUAGUUUUGGAACCCGUUCGUCGAUCCGAUGAUUUGCCAUUAUCAUUAAAUACAAAAUGGAUAAACAAACAACGUGUUUUGGUGAUUGCAUCACGUGGUAUUACUUAUCGUGAUCGACAUUUGAUGAACAACCUAAAAGCGUUAAUGCCUCAUUCAAAAUCAGAGCCCAAAAUGGAGACAAAAGAUCCGAAUUUAGUUUUGAAUGAAAUAUGUGAAAUUCGAAACUGUAACAAAUGUAUAUUUUUCGAAAAUCGCAAACGUAAAGAUUUAUACAUGUGGUUGGCAAACGUUUCUAAUGGCCCCACGGCGAAAUUUCUUGUCGAAAAUGUGCACACAAUGGAAGAACUUCGAAUGACAGGUAAUUGUCUGAAAGCUUCACGACCAUUCUUAUCGUUUGAUCCUAAAUUCGAAUCCGAUCCACAUUGGGCUUUGCUGCGUGAAUUAUUUGUGCAAAUUUUUGGUACACCAAAAUCUCAUCCAAAAAGUCAGCCAUUUUUCGACCACGUAUUCACAUUCACUAUUCUUGAUCAUCGUAUUUGGUUCCGAAACUAUCAACUUUGUGAUGAGAAAGGAUCAUUGGCCGAAAUCGGCCCACGAUUCUGUUUAAAUCCUAUCAAAAUAUUCGACGGAUCCUUUAUGGGUCGUAUCUUGUACUCGAAUCCACAUUAUGUGUCGCCUAAUAAACAUCGAAUUUUAAUCAAACAAGCUGCUGCAAAAAAAUACGUCCAACGAUUACAAGCGAAACAACAACGUCAAUUGAUCAAGCCGGCUAAUCAUGAAACGUAUGCUGAUCUUGAUCAAUAUGAUGAUGUUUUUGAGACCAUCCGCCCUGAAGAAGCUAUUGGUCCAGAAAAGGCCAUUUUUCAACGUAAAAAAUGAAAAAUAAAUUUGAUGGCAAUUUUUAUAAAAUACAAUUAUCAUCAUUUAUUAAUGUAAUAAA